Molecule: messenger RNA, 1737 nt
Organism: Aspergillus niger
Lineage: Eukaryota; Fungi; Ascomycota; Eurotiomycetes; Eurotiales; Aspergillaceae
Exons: 3
Coding region: 1-1737 (578 amino acids)
Cellular component (GO): fungal-type vacuole lumen
Molecular function (GO): metallocarboxypeptidase activity
Source: RefSeq, a predicted model, not a curated record
AUGACCAGGUUUCAAUUGCUUCCCCUUGUCGCAGGGCUGCUUGCCCCUUCAAUUGCAGCCCUUAGCAUCCCUUCCCCGCAGCAGAUCCUCGAUUCUCUCACUUUCGGAGAGCACACCGACGGCUUUUGUCCGCUGGCACCCAAGGUUGAGGUUCCUGACGAUGGUUUCUUUCCAGCUCUCAAGUUCGUAGAAGAUGCCUCGUUCAAGUCGCGCCAAGUCAAUCGUCUCUCCAGGGCGGUUCAAGUUCCGACCGCAAUCGACGACUACAUGAAGGAUCCCUACGACGAAAAGUUCGCCCCAUUCCUCGACUUCCAGAAGCUCCUGCAGACCCUCUUUCCCCUCACCCACUCCUACGCCCGCGUAGAUCACAUCAACCGAUUUGGUCUCGUCUUCACCCUCAAUGGCACAGAUGACUCGCUCAAGCCCCUGCUAUUCACCGCGCACCAGGACGUCGUGCCCAUCAACGACCCUGCCGACUGGACCUAUCCCCCCUUCGAUGGCCACUACGACGGCGAAUGGCUCUGGGGCCGCGGUGCCAGCGACUGCAAGAACGUCCUGAUCGGUCUCAUGUCCGUUGUUGAAGACCUACUCUCCCAAAAGUGGGAGCCAACCCGCACAGUCGUCCUGGCCUUCGGAUUCGACGAAGAAUCCCACGGCUUCCUCGGCGCCGGAUCCAUCGCCAAAUUCCUUGAGAAGAAAUACGGACCGGACAGCUUCGAAUUUAUCCUCGACGAAGGCGGCAUGGGCCUCGAAGUUCUAGACGACAACAACAACGGCGUCGUCUACGCUCUCCCCGGCGUUGGCGAAAAGGGCAGCAUCGACGUUGUGCUCACUCUGGCCGUACCAGGCGGCCACAGCUCCGUGCCCCCUCCACACACGGGAAUCGGCAUCAUCGCCGAGAUCAUCUAUGAGCUAGAACGCCAGGACCUCUUCGUCCCCGUCCUAGACACUCACCACCCGACCCGCAAGAUGCUCGAAUGCCAAGUCCGCCACUCCCCCUCGCAAGUCGAACCGUGGCUCGCCUCCGCCCUCCAAUCAAGCGACUACAUCUCCCUAGCAGAGAAACUGGCCUCCUCGCGCGGCGACAAGUUCCGCUUCAUCCUCCAAACCUCCCAAGCAGCGGACAUCAUCAACGGCGGCGUCAAAUCCAACGCUCUCCCCGAGAAAAUCAACGCCCUCGUCAACUACCGCAUCGCUCUGCACCAAACCCCAGACGAUAUCAAGAACCGCGCUGUGGAGAUCAUCUCUCCCAUCGUCAAGAAAUAUAACCUCUCCCUCACGGCCUUCCCGGAAAGCGACACCGUUGACCCCUCCCUCAACAACCACCUCACCCUUACUACCCUCAGCGGCGCCCUCAGUCCCGCCCCGGUCAGCCCAACGGACAUCGACACCGACGCCGUCUGGGCCCGUUUCUCGGGCGUCACUCGCUCGGUCUUCGAAUCUGUCCCUAGUCUCGAGGGCAGAAAGGUCGUCGUGAGCGGCGACAUCAUGACCGGGAAUACGGAUACGAGAUUCUACUGGGCUUUGUCGAGGAAUAUUUACAGGUGGAGUCCGUCGAGGGCGGGUAAAGCGCUGAAUAUUCAUACUGUUGAUGAGAGGAUCGAUAUUGAUAUUCAUCUUGAGGCGAUGAUGCUGUAUUACGAUCUUAUUCGCUCUUUCGAUGGACGGACCGAUUCAUCUGUCAUUUCUGCUGCGUCGGCAGCUGCUGAUGAUGAACUUGCUCACGACGUGCUGUGA